Molecule: messenger RNA, 4845 nt
Organism: Vicia villosa (hairy vetch)
Lineage: Eukaryota; Viridiplantae; Streptophyta; Magnoliopsida; Fabales; Fabaceae
Exons: 8
Coding region: 1-4845 (1614 amino acids)
Biological process (GO): DNA repair; telomere maintenance
Molecular function (GO): DNA helicase activity
Source: RefSeq, a predicted model, not a curated record
AUGGAUCAGAACAACUCAGCCAAUUCCAGAUUUAGGAGGAAGAUGUUAAUGAAAGACAAACAAUAUAAACGGCAGCAGCGAGUCACAGGUUUAUACGUUAUAGAUAUGCAUUUUGGUUUUCAUAUUCUGACUGUAAUAUCUCAAUUACUUGGUUACUAUUUGUUAGAUGAAAAUUGUACACCUCUUGCGCAAAUGUUUCGACAGGAAGCUUCUACCAGUAGACCACAUCAUGUUCCAAGAACUCCAUUAUCCACUUUGUAUAUCGCUGCUAAUGAACCAACACCUACUAAUUCCAUUGUAACAUCAUGUUAUGACACAUAUUGUGAUAACUUACCCAGUAAACGUAAGCAUCCUUCUGGUGUAACGUCAUCCACGCCUGAUCUUACGCACGAUGCAGACACUCCUGUUUCCGAAGUGAUAAAUCCAACUUCUACUCAUGUUAUAAAACGUGUGUCUCAACCUACCCAUGUUCUUGAAUCCAUACCUUCAUUUGCAUUCAAUUUUCACGUCUAUACAGCAGACGAACCCGUGAACAAUCGAGCAAGUACAAGCAUAAAUAACGGAGCAGAUUUUGGGCGUUAUGACAAGUAUGACCAGGCGGAAACUGAAGAGAUGAUCGAUUUUGGAAAUCCAUCAUAUAUAUGUUCUGAUUGUGGUGCGGAUAUGUGGUAUGAGGAGAGAUCUGACAAAUGUGACAACACCACUGUUAAUCUUAGAUUUUCACUUUGCUGUUCGAAAGGCAUAGUUCAUCUACCGUAUGAAAUUAGGCCUCCGGAAUUACUAAUUAACCUGAUGAAUGGACAAGAUUCAAGGAGUAAACAUUACAGAGAAAACAUUCGAGCCUAUAACAGUAUGUUUUGUUUUACCUCAAUUGGUGGGAAGGUACAAUCAAACAAAAGUGGUGGUCCUCCUCAAUUUAUUCUUGGUGGACAAAAUUAUCACAGAAUGGGUAGUCUGGUUCCAGAUAAAGGAGUAACUCCCAAAUUUGCCCAGCUGUAUAUUUAUGAUACACAAAAUGAAAUAUCUAAUAGAUUUAUCCAUUUCAGAUCUGGCGGUAAAGAAUCUGGCUUAGAUAGGACAUUAGUUGAAGACAUUACUAAAAUGGUGGAUGACAACAAUGUAUUGGUCAAGUCUUUUAGAAAGGUUCGGGACCACUUACAGCAAAACAACACAUCGAAUUUUUGUUUAAGGUUGUUUAGAAAUAGAACUAAGGAUCCAAGAACCCAUAAUUUGCCCUCAUGUGACGAGGUUGCUGCAUUAAUUGUUGGAGAUUUUCAGAACCUUGAUCCUGGUCGAGAUAUUAUUGUUAGGAAGACUUCUGGUCAUUUGGUACAAAUCAGAGAGACACAUGCUUCAUUCUUAGCUCUUCAGUACCCGUUGUUGUUCCCAUUUGGUGAGGACCAAUAUCAUGAAAACAUUCCUUAUAGAGAGUCUGUUAUCAAAGAAGGAAGAAGGAAGCGAUUGCGAGUAACUUUUAGAGAUUUUAUUGCAUUUCGCAUACAGGAGAGAAAAUGUGAAAAUGGAAGUAUUGUAAAUGCUGGACGACUAUUCCAACAAUUUGUUGUUGAUGGUUUCUCUAUGAUUGAGUCACAAAGAUUAUAUUGGCAUCGCAUGAACCAGGCAACUAUUAGAUGUGAUAUAUUAAGUGGUUUGCAAGAAGCAGUACACAACGGAGAGAAUCAACCAUCUGCAGUUGGAAAACGUAUCGUCCUACCUGCAUCUUUUACCGGAGGACUGAGGUACAUGUUUAAUAACUGUCAAGAUGCGAUGGCAAUUUGCAAAAAGUUUGGGUACCCUGAUUUAUUCAUCACCAUCACAUGUAAUGCUAAUUGGCCAGAAAUUAAGAACUUUGUAACUAUAAGAGGCCUUACAGCUAGCGAUCGUCCAGACAUUGUUUGCAGAAUAUUUAAGGCAAAACUCGAUCACAUGAUGAAUGCUUUUAAAAAGGAAAAAAUAUUUGGAGAAGUUGUUGCAGGGACUUAUACUAUAGAGUUUCAGAAGAGGGGUCUGCCACACGCACAUAUUUUGCUAUGGCUUGAAGCAUCAAACUCACUGAAAACAGGAACUGACAUUGACAAGUAUAUUUCUGCAGAACUACCAGACCAUAAUCUCUAUCCAAACCUUGCAAAUGUUGUUUCGAGUUUUAUGAUACACGGUCCCUGUGGAAAAGCCAACUUAAAUUCUCAGUGCAUGAAAGAUGGCAAAUGCUCAAAGUAUUUUCCAAAAGAUUACCAGGACUCCACUAUAGUGAGUGACGAAGGCUAUCCAAAGUACAGGCGCCGAGAUAAUGGUUUGUCUGUGGUGAAAAAGGGAAUAACUUUGGAUAAUAGGUAUGUAGUUCCUUACAAUCCACAAUUGUUAGUUAGAUACCAAGCACAUAUCAAUGUUGAGUAUUGCAAUAAGGGAAAUGCUAUAAAGUACCUUUUUAAGUAUGUUAAUAAAGGCCCUGACAGAGCCACUGUUGGAAUUUCAAAUCAAACUGAAAAUGGAAAAGUUUUGGAUGAAAUAAAACAGUACUAUGAGUGUAGAUAUUUGGCUCCUUGCGAGUCUGUCUGGAGGAUUUUUGAGUAUGACAUACAUCAGAGGUGGCCUCCUGUUAUAAGGCUUUCUUUUCAUCUGGAAAAUGAGCAGUCAAUAAUGUUUUCAGAAAGUAAUUCAGUUGAGUCUGUUCUGAACCGUAGUGAAGAAAUUGACACGAUGUUUUUGGCUUGGUUUGAGGCAAACAAAAAAUUUCCAGAUGGAAGGGACUUGACUUAUGGAGAAUUUCCCACAAGGUUUGUUUAUGAUAAAAGUGUUAGAGCGUGGCACCCGAGACAGCGGGGUAACUCUAUUGGAAGGCUUACAUAUAUUCCCCCAGGGUGUGGUAAUGUUUUUUAUUUGAGACUCCUGUUGACUAUACAAAAGGGAUGCACAAGUUACAAUGAUAUUAAGACGGUAGAUGGAACAAUUCACAAAACCUUUAAGGAAGCAUGCAUUGCACUUGGAUUGUUGCAAAACGACAAAGAAUUUGUGGAUGCUAUCAUUGAAGCCAGUCAUUUGGCCUCUGGUAAUCAGAUGAGAAGAUUGUUUGUUAUGUUGUUAUUUAUGGAUUCAAUGACAAAUCCCUUUGUCGUUUGGGAAGCAACAUGGAAACUUUUGUGCGAUGGAAUUUUGUAUGAUGCAAGGAAGAGGCUUAACAACCCAGGUCUUCAAAUUAUGGACGAUGAUUUGAAAAAUCUUUGUUUGAUUGAGUUUGAAAGAUUACUCUCAAUGAAUGGCAAAUCUCUUGAUAAUAUUGAGUCGAUGCCACAACCUUCAAAUUCUGAAAUGCAACAGUUUAAAAAUAGUCUAUUGGCUGGUGAAUUAAAUUAUGACAAGGAAGAGAUGGUUGCAACCCACAUGUCAUUGAUGUCAACCUUAACUGUUGAACAGAGGUCAGUCUAUGAUCAAAUUAUAAAUUCAGUGAUGAUGGAUUGUGGAGGAUUUUACUUCUUGCAUGGAUAUGGAGGCACAGGUAAGACAUUUAUUUGGAAAACUGUGUCGGCUGCUCUUAGAUCCCAAGGUUUAAUUGUUUUAAAUGUUGCUUCGAGUGGGAUUGCGUCUUUAUUGUUACCUGGAGGAAAAACAGCUCAUUCAAUGUUUGGAAUUCCUUUAGUUACAACAGAAACAUCUGCUUGCAACAUCAAAAAACGGACCGAUAGAUGUGAACUUAUCUUGCAAUCUAAGCUUAUUAUUUGGGAUGAAGCUCCAAUGUUAAAUAGAUUUUGUGCCGAAGCUGUCGAUCGUUCUUUGAAGGACAUAAUGAGGACUGUAGACGACUCUAACCAAUAUAAACCAUUUGGUGGUAAGGUGGUUGUUUUUGGUGGAGAUUUCAGACAAAUUUUACCUGUUGUUAGAAAGGGUUGUAGGCAUGACAUAGUGUCAGCUUCAAUAAACUCUUCUGAAUUAUGGAAAUUUUGCAAGGUAUUGACUUUGUCAAAUAACAUGCGGCUGGCAGCUCCUAACUCCAACAUAGAAUCUAAAGAAGUUAAAGAAUUUUCAGAUUGGAUGCUUGAUAUUGGAAAUGGUAAACAAGCCUCAAAUGAGAGUGGAGAGAGCACACUUCAUAUUCCUGAAGACUUAUUGGUUACGGAUUCUCAUAAUCCUCUAUUAUGUCUGGUUGAACUAACAUAUCCAAAUCUUUUACAGAACAUGAACAAUUUGAAGUACUAUGAAGAGAGGGCGUUACUAUCUCCGACUCAUGAUUCUGUGGAUAUUGUUAAUGAUUUUGUUUUGUCCUUAAUUCCAGGUGAUGAAAAGGAAUAUUUAAGUGCUGACUCAACUGUUCUUUCAGAUGAAAAUUGUGCAGUUCGUGCGGAUUGGUUCACACCUGAAUUUUUGAAUGAAAUGAAAUGUUCAGGAAUGCCGAAUCACCGAUUAAGGCUGAAAAUUGGAGUUCCGGUCAUGCUUCUUCGAAACAUAGAUCAAUCCAAUGGCCUUUGCAAUGGAACAAGGUUACUCAUAAAUGAACUAUGUCAUAAUAUUAUUGGUGCCACCGUCAUUACAGGGAAGAAUAUUGGUGAUAAGAUUUACAUACCGAGGAUGAAUUUGAUUUCUUCUGAUCCAAGCUUUCCAUUUAAGUUCCAGAGAAGACAAUUUCCAAUUGCGUUGUGUUUUGCAAUGACCAUAAAUAAAAGCCAAGGCCAGUCUCUUUCUCAGGUCGGUUUGUAUUUACAACGCCCUGUGUUCACUCAUGGGCAAUUCUAUGUCGCCAUUUCAAGGGUAAAGUCUAGAAAAGGGUUGAAGAUUCUUAUUAUAGAUGACGAAGGAAAUCCGUGCGCGGACACUACAAAUGUUGUUUAUAGAGAGGUUUUCGACAAUUUGUAA